Morone saxatilis (striped sea-bass) is the source of this 5755-nucleotide messenger RNA. RefSeq lists its product as uncharacterized. Lineage: Eukaryota; Metazoa; Chordata; Actinopteri; Moronidae. The coding region runs from base 2002 to 5175 and encodes 1057 amino acids. The transcript has 3 exons. The record is from RefSeq and is a predicted model, not a curated record.
CAGCUCAAAACACAUUUUAGGGUGGUUCUGCUCAAGUCAAGAUGACGGAAAGACUUUGACCUUUUGCCAUAUUCACACCAAAUCAGGGGUUGUGGACAUUAGCACAGGGUUGUGGCUGUGUAAAUGGUGUGGAACGAUAAGAAAGUAAGGUUUAUUUUUGUGGUGAGUAAGUGGAUACUGAUGUUGAACUAAUGUUGGAAGAGCAGGCAGGUACCCGAUUAGCAGUACAUUCUGAGGGGUUCUUGUGCUUAAAUUGAAGGACUUCUUUAACCUGGGACCUGCUCGGGUUUAGUUGCUAUUGUUACCUCUAUCAUCGUAAUAAACUCUUCAACAUCAGAUUCUGCCUGACUCAUGAUUAUUUUUCUGAACUCCAAUAGAAGCUGCAGAGGAGCUUUUUGCCAAAGAUUGACCAGAAACUUCCAGGUCCAGGUUGGACAUUUGUUACUCCAACACAACCACUAAUUUUCCCUUUUUUUUCAUUUGUUUUCUAGACCAGGCAAGCGCUUAACUGAAGUCAUCACUUCAAAGAGAGCUCUACAUGCAAUGCAGUCUGGAUUUCCACACAGCCAAGGAGAGGCAUAUCCUGCGGUCCAACACUGGCAUGCUCUUACAUCAUUUCAACACAACAAUGUUACACCUGUACCAGUGGUUCAACCUGCAAAUGGAAUACAAAAAAACGUGGUAGCCACUCAAUAUCCUGGGGAGCUCAGAGUGUCUUACAAUCCACCUCAGUGGCAGCAAGACAAUACACAAUCGCAACAACAUUUCCAGGGACUCUACCACCAACUGGAGUCACAAGCAAGCUUGGCAAGCACUGGAUUCCAGUACCCAAAACCCUGGGCUAGUAAGUGUAGUUCAUGCCGAAAACCCAAUGCUUUCCGUUAUUCAUCAGCACAUGCCUCUGCCCAACACAGCGAUUCUUUUGGUACAUCUGCUAAUGAGAACUCUGUAAAGCAGUCUGAUUAUAACACUGGACGGCGAAUGGAAUGUUGCAAACAAAAAGGGUCAAAGUGGAACAUUAGUACCUGUUCUGCAGCACUUCGGGGAGACACAUUUGGACACCGAGCACAGACUUUACAGGAUCAGUCUUCUUCUGUGCCUGAGAGUUAUUGGAAGAGACCUUACCCAUUGUUGCAUGCCUUACUGAAAGGAAACUGUGAGAGUGAGCAAGUGAAAAGUUCACUAGCUGCCAUAAACUGUGGAAAGACUAGAACACAAAAUCUAGAUUAUUCAGGAGGAACCUGUUCUGUCCCCUGUCAGCAGCAGGUCUCCUCCCCACCUUCACAGACAUCCACAGAAAAAAUCUCACCAGCUGGAGAAAUGGUACCAUCUACAAAUGAUCCAAUAAACAACAUCAUUUUAGAAAAGGUGUUACAUUUUAGGGACAUUUUACAAAACAGAAAUUAUGGGCAGAAAUGCAAUAAGAGAUGCAGUAUUGCCUCUGACAAAGAAGAUGUGGAGAGGCAAAGCCUUAACUUUGCUGUGUUUGAACAGUCCACUGCUGCAGUUGGACAAGCACCUGAAGAGGACAGUUUAUGGAGCAGCAAAGAAAAUGCUGAGUUAACUUCUACAUCUGAAGACACAGGUAAUUGUGCUACAUUUGCACCAGAGAAACUUCUGCUGUAGGAAACUCAAAACAUGGUCUUAAAACUGAAUCUUUUGGAAAGAAUGCAUUGGUAGAUUUGGAUUUGCCAGUAAAAAUACACUUGGAUGUAGCAAUGCCUGCAAAUGGUGAGGGCAAGCUUGUUUAUUCAGUUGACUAUGAAGAUGAAACAUUUGUCAGAAGCAAUGAUGAAAGUAAAUGGUGUGAUAAGUACUUACAUACAGAAUAGCACCACUCUUCAUUAUUCAUUAACUGCAUUGAACGAGCUGAUUGCUAGUCUGGAGAAUGUAGAGACCAUUGCAGAGAUGGAUAAUCUUCCUAUAGUUAUACUGCAAUAAUAUUGGAAUGGGGAUAUAGAUAACAUUCAUCUCUUUACAUCCACAGAAUAUCCACAAAUUAUGGUGAAAGUUGCUCCAGUGGUUCUCACCACAGUGCCUGGAGUUACCUUUGAUGAACUGACUGAGAAGCACCCAAAUUCAACGCGCAACAGCGGAGCAUCACAAGAAGAAAAUAAGUCUCUCAGGUUAAAUAUUAACAAGAAUUUGGAUGACCAGAUGCCCGGUGUUUCUUGGGCUCUGAAACCCAUGACAAAGAGGGAGAAAGGAGGCCUAAAACCAGUGGAGACAGUAGGGUUGGACAAUGUGCGAGAUGUGACAGAUGUCUCAGAUGAUCUUCAAACCAUGUCAUGUUCAGUGGUAUCUGAAAACAAAACAUUUGAACUCACAUCAUUCACUGAAAAAGAUGCAUAUAAGAAAAAAAUGAAAGAAGUUGAAGACCAACAGCACUGUGAAGUUACCUGUAAGGAAGAAAUAAAACAUUCCAAGCUAAAUUCACCGAUUGACAAUAUUCAGAUUGAUAAUGUGUCAAUUCCCAAAACAAGUCAUGGAGGUGCAAGAGAGGAUGCAGGCUCUGUGCAUAUACUAACUGGUGUAAGCAUAGCACUUUCUGAAAACAAAGUUGGAGAACACGCGUGUCCAUCUAAAAGUGAGGGCGAGGAAGCACUCUCUGUGAUAGAUCUACAAUAUGAAGAAGACAUUUCAGAUGAUGAAGGCAUAUCUCAACUGGCCACAGAACUUCCAAAAACAGAGCACAAGGAAUUAAGCUUUCAAGUAAGUUUUGGAAAUCCACAGUAUGAAGAUGUAAGUGAAGAUGACGAUACACAGAUUGAAAAUAUGGCCAUGGAGGUGCCUUCAUUGACAGUACAUGAACCAAACAAUAAGCAGGCCCCAUUUGAAAAUGAACUCUAUGGACAUAUGCAAGGUCAGGCUCAGAUGCAGACAGAAAUCAUCUCCGAUGAGGAACUGAUUCCAAAGAAGGUGGUUUCCCCAGUGACCGAAACACUUGAUAUAGCACAUUGCCCUAGUCCAUGUUCUGAUGACUGGAUGGUUAUACCUAUAAACAUGUCUGACCUUAAAUUUGAACCAGAAGAUGAAGACCUGGGUGGCCCAGAAGAAGUUGUGCUAAAUGAUGGCAGUGAAACAGGAAAAGAAACACAGUGUGUCACAAGUCCAACACGCUGUGAGUCACAAUGGCCAGCUCCUGAGGCAUUUGACACUGUUGAUAGCUUUCUACAAAAAAAAGGUGUACAAUAUAAAACAUUAGCAGUAGCACUUGCCACAAGCCCACCUGAACAUGACCCGGACUUUGAGAGAGAACCACAUACACCUCAGGACAGAAGAGCGUCAUACCCUGAGUCUGAAGACAGCUGUGAAACUGAGGACAGCUGUGAUUACUCAUCUGACUCAGAACACAACAUUUUGACUGUGUCCACGCAGAGGCCAGCACCUCCCCAGCCUAAUGAAAGUUGUGAUACAGAGAACAGUUAUGAUUACCCAGCUUCUCUGUCCCCAGCUGUGUCUGUUGAUUCUGUGUCUGAGGAUGAUGAUACAGAUGUGCAAAAAGGCCAAACUAGGGGUUUGGACAAGUUGAGCAUACAAAAGCUUAGAUGGCUCAUAAAACCAAAAGCUGCAUCCAACCAUGUUCAACAUAAGGAGAAUGGACAAAAUAUAGACACAAUAAUCAUUGAUUCUGACACAGAGGAUGAAAGUGACCAACACUAUAAAAAGAAGGCAAAAGCAAGGAAGUUAUUCACUUCAGGCUCAGAUGACAGUGAAGAUGUACCAUUUAGUCAACAAAAGAGACAUUCACCUCAAACUGUGGACAGUCCGUGUGGAACUGUGAGUGAAGUAGUGAUGCAGGAUGAAUGCUCUGAGAGUGUUCAACAUAACAGACAAAGGAUUUCUAAAAACGAAGAUGUAAUAAACCUCGUCUCUGACACAGAGGAUGACGAGGACAAAAACUUCUCUUCAGGGUCAGCAGAAGGCGGGGAGUCCCCAUGUGUUCAACAAAAGAGACAAUCACCUCAAGCUAUGGAAAGGUAUGGUACUGCUGAAGAAACGUUCAAAGGAACCAGACUGUCCUCUGCAGACUCCUCGCUGACACAGCAUCAGUCUAAACUGGUGUCAGAAGAAAGAAAGAAGGCAAACACAAAGAGAAUACGCUCGUCAGGACUAGAGGACAGUGAUGAUGCCUUAUGUGCUACAAAAAACAGACCUCCAGCUGGAACUGUGGACCGUCUUUGUGGAAUUGCCAAGAAAAAACCUAAAACAUCCAAACUGACAUCUGAAGAUUCACAAAAGAUGCAUUCCCUUUCUGCAGACAAUGAGGCAGACUCCACUUUGGGUCCUACUCCUGUGAUUCCUCACCUUCUUGUUCUUAAGUCUUCUCAACCUAACAACUUGAAACUUUCAAAAGAAUCCAGAGACAACAUGCAUGGUGAUGGUAAAACUCAGGCUCCAAAGACUGGAACCAGCAAAAAGACAGACUUCUGUGAAAACAAUACACAGUAUCCUAUCAUAAAAAAACAAGUAAGAUUUGUGUUCAAACCAAAACCCGCAAAUGACCGACAACAUGCAACAAAGAAUAUAGUGCAGACCAAUGUAGCAAAACCCAUACUGGUUUCAAGACCACAAUCAUUACCUGACCAGGAAGGCCCAUCAACCUCCAGCGGUUGCUCGUCUUCCACUAGCGGACAACAUUCUGAAGCCAGACAAAGCGCCUCCUCGUCUAGAGCCUUGUCUCAGUCUGGAGAAACCUCUGCCUCCUGCAGUUUUCCCAGACAACAGUUCUCCUCAUCCAAACUGCAGCGGUCUAACAGCAACCAUUCAACAUUAGAUCAUCAUAACCCUCCCACAAAAGGCCCUUCUUUUUCUGCAACCAUGCAGUCUUCAGCAAAGAAACAAGUGAAGAAAGCCUGGGAGAAUAGCCAUGUCCCCAAAACUAUACACAGAAAAAGUCACCUGGGGACAGAGGAGGACUCGAGAACCCCAAAAUAUAAUUUGGUUAAUGAGGCAAAACUGGGACAUAAUCAUGACGUGGCACCCAGACGGAGGCGCAGCUCCCACGAGUCUACACCCCACCUGUUGAAGAAGUCCAAGUCUGAUGCCAUACAGUGGACAAGGGCCACAAAUCGAGACACCACAAAAAAACAAAGAUCGCCUGCUGUGAGCAAAGGUUACAAGUGGUCAGAGAAGCCAACAGUGGCUAAAACAACAAGAAGGUACCAGAGGUAGAGCAAGAAAUGUGGAACUUCAGAGACCCUCAUCUGUGGGGAAAAAGGUUCCAGCGUUGAACUCCCACAGGGUCAGGUGGUUGAGUGGCUGAUUGUGUCUUUAAUUUUCCAGAGCAUUUGGGUGUAGUACAAUGACAGACUACAUUGUACCUAUAUUAUAGACUACCUGUACUGUACCUGUAUUAUACCUAGACUAUAUUAUACCUAUAUUAUAAAAACUUAAGUCUGUAUUUUAAGUAACUACUAACUGUAUAUGUAAAUACACAUACUGUAAAUACUAUAUAUUAUAUCUUUUUGUAGUUAGCCUGUCAUUGUGUGUGAAUGUGGUGGUGUCAACUGAAAACCAAUAUUCUUUUUAUCAGCUACCUCAAAUUGUGUGAAGAUUUCAGCAUUAUGCUGUUGCAUUUUUUUUCUUUGAAUUCUGUAUAAACUUUUCAGAUAUUUUAAUGCUAUUUUUUUAUUAAUCCCAUUCCUUACCCAUUUCAAGUUAACUGUUUUUGUACUUUGAAAACUCAGCUUUGAUUGCUGUUACUAUUUCCUAUGGGCAAUGUGUUCGUUUUUAUAAAGUUAAUGUCACAAUG